AUGCUCUACAAGCGGGAAACUUUGGAUCAUUCUAAAGUGAAAGGGAAGAUCUUGGUUUGCUUGAGAGGGGGUUCUUCGAGAAUUGACAAAGAAAUGCAAGUCGUACUCGCCGGUGCCGUCAAAAUGAUUCUCUGCAAUGAUAGGCUUAGUGGAUUUGAAAUCAUCGCCGAUUUCCAUGUUCUUCUAGCUUCCCGUAUCAAUUACAAUGAAGGCCAACCGGACGUGACAGCCUCGGGAGUGAACAUAAUCAUGGCAUUCUUCGACGUCGUGAGCCCAACAAGGGAACCAUUCGACAACAGAAUAGUUUCAUACAUAACAAUGUCAGGGACCUCCAUGUCCUGUCGCCAUGUCUCCGGCAUUGUCGGCCUCCUCAAAGCUCUCCACCCCGAAUGGAGCCCCGCCACCAUCAAAUCUGCCAUAAUGACCUCUACCAGAAUUAGCGACAACACAAUGAACCUCAUGCUUGACGACGGCUCCCCUAUCUUCGCUCCAGCCACCCCCUUCAUAUAUGGUUCAGGGCACAUCCGCCCCACUAGCGCCAUCCACCCUGGUCUUGUCUACGACCUUUCCCCCAACAAUUACUUGGAAUUCCUCUGUGCCAGCGGCUACAAGGAGAAGAACAUUCGAGUAUUCGCUGAUGGUUCUAUUUUGAACUUUAAUUACCCUUCCAUUGGGGUUCAGAACUUGAUUGGGAGUGUCACCAAGCGUUUUGAAGUUUGA
Messenger RNA from Cucurbita moschata (crookneck pumpkin), 720 nucleotides. Its product is annotated as subtilisin-like protease SBT5.4. Gene Ontology annotation, biological process: proteolysis. Lineage: Eukaryota; Viridiplantae; Streptophyta; Magnoliopsida; Cucurbitales; Cucurbitaceae. The record is from RefSeq and is a predicted model, not a curated record. The coding region runs from base 1 to 720 and encodes 239 amino acids. The transcript is spliced from 2 exons. Gene Ontology annotation, molecular function: serine-type endopeptidase activity.